Molecule: messenger RNA, 446 nt
Organism: Mucor mucedo
Lineage: Eukaryota; Fungi; Mucoromycota; Mucoromycetes; Mucorales; Mucoraceae
Exons: 1
Coding region: 239-406 (55 amino acids)
Source: RefSeq, a predicted model, not a curated record
UAAUUGCGGUACAACCGAGCAUAGUUUAAAAGAAUGUAAGCGACCCAGAAAGGGAAGAGAGCUUCCUUAUGCAAAAUGUUAUGUCUGUAACCAAGAUGGCCAUUUAUCUGGCCAAUGUCCCAAGAACGAGAGAGGAUUAUACCCUAAUGGUGGAAGUUGUGUCAUUUGUCAACAAGUCGAUCAUUAUGCCAAGGACUGUCCUGUGACAAAGGAGGAAGCAGGUACUACCUCUGUCGGCAUGAUCAAUUUAGAUCAAGGCGCUGAUGAUGAUGAUUAUCAUAUCUUUGCAGAGGAAAAGCAAAAGAUCGCUGAGGAAAAGAGACAAGAAAAGAAGAUGGAUGCCAUCAAGAAAUCACUUCCUGUCGCUUCUUCUUCUCCCAUGAAGAAGAAGGUUGUUAAAUUUUAGAAAUAGCAGUAGUAAUAAAUAAAUAAUAAUAGAAUGAUAA